UACGAACGGCUGACUGUGCCGUUACCUUUUGGGUGUGUUUAUCGAGUGAUAACAGGUUUUUUUUAUAAUUUCAAGGCAAAAGUGUAUUUAAGACCCGCGCGAUUUAAAUAUAUUAUUUGAAAAUGUUACGAUCUGUGUUGGAUGCAUUUUGGAAUGAGGAUGUGUGGUUACCGCCGAACACUACUUGGGACGAUAUUGCUCCAGGACCUGAUAAAGAAGUGGUAUAUACAGAUUACAGGCAUCUUCUGUAUCCGAUACCACUAGCACUUGUGGUUAUAGCCAUCAGGCAUAUACUAGAGAAAUACUGGUUUGCACCAUUUGGCAAAUCAUUAGGAAUUAAGAAUACAAGACCAAAGAGAGUCCCAUAUAAUCCCAAAUUAGAAGCAGCCUACCAGAAAUCAUCUAAGAUAAAGCAUAAACAGAUAACAUGUCUCGCCAAACAGUUGGACAUGUCGGAACGGCAAGUGGAGCGGUGGUGGCGCCUCCGUCGCAGUCAGGACAAGCCAUCCACCCUGGUGAAGUUCUGCGAGAACGCGUGGAGGUGUACAUUCUACCUGUUCAACUUCUCUUACGGUCUCUUCAUACUCUGGGACAAGGACUGGCUGUGGAACAUCGAUUAUUGCUAUAUAGGAUACCCUCAUCAGGGUAUAACAGGCGACGUGUGGUGGUACUACAUGAUAUCAUCAGCAUUCUACUGGGCUCUAACCAUGUCCCAGUUCUGGGAUGUGCGCCGUAAGGACUUCUGGCAGAUGUUCGUCCACCAUUUCGCCACAAUCGCAUUACUCUCCUUCAGCUGGGUGUGCAAUCUGCACAGGAUUGGGACGCUGGUGCUGUUGAGUCAUGACUGUGCAGAUAUAGCAUUGGAGGCUGCUAAAGCUGCGAAGUAUGCUAACUAUCAGAAGCUGUGUGACGCCAUAUUUACGGUCUUCAUAGUAUUAUGGCUCAUAACACGCCUGGGGGUGUAUCCGUUUUAUAUAAUUUGGAGUACAACGGUCCGCGCUCCAAUGCUUCUGCCAAUGAGUCCAACAUAUUAUAUAUUUAAUUCGUUACUGUGUCUGCUGUUGGUCCUGCAUUUGAUAUGGACGUGGCUUAUACUACAAGUCGCCUAUAGGGCGAUCUAUGCUGGACAGAUGGAAGGCGACAUCAGGAGCUCCAGCUCCGAUAUUAGUGAUAGUUCCCAUUCCAACCACAGUACACCCAACCGCAUCAAUAAUAAAAAGUAA
Molecule: messenger RNA, 1223 nt
Organism: Achroia grisella
Lineage: Eukaryota; Metazoa; Arthropoda; Insecta; Lepidoptera; Pyralidae
Product: ceramide synthase 6-like
Exons: 7
Coding region: 123-1223 (366 amino acids)
Biological process (GO): ceramide biosynthetic process
Cellular component (GO): membrane
Molecular function (GO): sphingosine N-acyltransferase activity; DNA binding
Source: RefSeq, a predicted model, not a curated record